AAAGAAACUCUGGAUUAUUAUAUUACAGAAGUGAACAGAGUUUUGCAAUCCCCUAUCUUAUCCCUACAACAUGGCUCAGGCUGUGCCAAUGGAACCAGCUCUUGCUCUAGACCCAAAUGCAGUUCAACAACAGCAGGAGCAGGGAAGCAUGUAUGGAUGUUUGGCCAAUUUUGAAAUUGACAAAAGAAUUGGAAAAGGACAGUUUUCUGAGGUUUUUCGUGCAAGAUGUAAGAUAGACAACAGUGUUGUUGCCUUGAAGAAAGUCCAGAUAUUUGAAAUGAUGGAUGCAAAAGCCAGACAGGACUGCAUUAAGGAAAUAGGACUACUUCAACAAUUAAAUCACUUGAAUGUGAUUAAGUAUUUGUCAUCCUUUAUUGAGAACAACGAACUGAAUAUUGUACUGGAGUUAGCUGAUGCGGGAGAUCUCUCUAGAAUGAUCAAGCAUUUCAAGAAACAUAAGAGACUAAUCCCUGAAAAGACAAUAUGGAAGUACUUCAUCCAGAUAUGUAGUGCUCUAGAACAUAUGCAUAGUUGCAGAAUUAUGCACAGAGACAUCAAACCAGCUAAUGUGUUUAUAACAGCAGAGGGAAUUGUCAAACUGGGUGAUCUAGGCCUCGGUCGAUUCUUCAGCUCCAAAACCACAGCUGCCCACUCUCUAGUGGGAACACCUUAUUAUAUGUCUCCUGAGAGGAUCCAUGAAACAGGGUACAACUUUAAAUCAGACAUGUGGUCACUGGGCUGUCUAUUGUAUGAGAUGGCUGCUCUUCAAUCACCUUUCUAUGGAGACAAGAUGAAUCUAUAUUCUUUGUGCAAGAAAAUUGAUCAAUGUGAUUAUCCCCCUUUACCAGCUGACUGUUACUCAGAAGAGUUAAGGAACUUGGUAGCCUUGUGUAUCAACCCAAACCCAGAGCAACGGCCAGAUAUAACUUAUGUGUACAACGUAGCACAGAUAAUGCAUGCCCGACAUCAGUCACAACCUAGUAUUCAACAACAGGUUCAAAUGCAGCAGCAACAGCAUGCAUUUGAGGUACAACAACAACAAAUGCUAGCUCAACAACUGCAGGAUCCUCACUUGCAACAACAGAUGUUCCUACAACAACAACAGCAGCAACAGCAACAACAAAUAAUGCAACAGAGCAUGCCAGGACAACCAGUCCCCCAACAACAGAUGGUGAAUCCUCAGAUGACCCCCCACAUCAAUACUCAAUUUACUGACCAGUAGGUCAAUGGAUUAUUGGCAGGUGAAGACAACACAAGCUUUAACAAGCUGAACUUUAAUUAAGUGACUCCAGCAUUUGAGAUGGAGAUUUAACCAUGACCCGUCAGUUUUGUUCUUCUCUUUCCACUCACUGACCAUUUAUACAACAUAUUGUUGUUAUUUUAGACACAUAGUUGUAAGAUAUGCUUUAAAUGUCCAGAAAGAAAAUGAUUACAGGACAAAGUCAUUUUAAAAUAUUAUUUACUGUAAUUUACUGCAGGAACAAAUGUUAGAUUUGAUAAACUAAUGUUACACAUGAUCUGAUAAGGGUUUGUCAGCUUCAAAUGAAACAGACUGUGAAUUUAAUUAAUAUAAAUUAUAAAUUCUGUGAAGAAUUAAGUUAAGCAUACAAUUCAUUCAUUCUUUACAGCAUGAUGAUCUGUGACCAAACACUGUACAUAUUUGGUGUACAGUAAAACAUGCUUACAGCAAACAUGCUUAUAUCAAAUUGACACUUACAGUGAAGUAAUUUUAUUCAUUGUGACUUUGAAACAUAUUGUAAACUUAUUAAUGGCUAUAAGGAAUAACACUUAUAAUGAAGAAAUAUUGUCCGUCCCUGGCUCUUCAAUAUAAGCGUGUUUUACUGUACUGUACACUUGAACCAUGUUAAAUACUUAUCAGAUACAGUAUAAAAUGAAGUUGUGAAAUUUUAAAGUAUGCCAGUAUUUUUUUUUUUUGUUGACUUUCAUCAUAACUAGAAAAUCCAUUUUACAAAAGAAUUGUCAAAUCAAGUGGUAGCUUUUCAUGUUUAUUUCUUAAUAGAUCUGUGGUUGGAGUUCUGUGUGAAAACUUGUCAUAGGGCAUUAAAUUUACAGACUUAACAAUCAGUAAUUUAUCAGUGUCAAUUAAGUCUUCACAGAGGCCAUAAGUGGAGUGUAAACUGUUAAAUUAAUAUUUAUAUAUAUUGAUUUUGAAUGAUAUUUUGUGAUUUACACAGAAUCUGAAGUAUUUUUUUAAAAAGUGUUCAAGAAAGCUUCAGUUGUUUAUUUCAAAUUUUAAAGUUGUUGCAUUGUGCAAUGUUUGAGUGUAAGAGAGUGAGUGAUGAAAUGGUGGCCGGCCAUCAUCUGAUAACAAAUAAAGAUGUUCUAUCAAAGAAAUCCUAUUUAUGUAAUACAUUAUAUUAAGUGUUUGUUAAUUAGUAAAAGAAUAUGACUAAGUUUUGUGUGUGAUAUUGUCUUGGUGUUUUGUUUCAAUAUAAUGACUGUGAUGUUUGUUUGGUUGUAAUAGAAAAUAUCAAGAGACACAUUUUAUCAUGGAUACAUACUGUAUUAAUGAGAAAUGAAAUCCUGCAUUUUAAUUUUUUUUUUUUUAAUUUUUUUUUUUUUACUUCUUCUGCACAUGUAUUAUAUUUAUUUCAAAACACAUUAAAAAUUGUUUAAUCCAGACACCACUGGUUUUAUAGAAAUUAGCCAAAAUUCAGACAGCAUUCUGGAUUAGACAACAUUUUAAACAGUGUAUUUACUGAAUUUCAUCAUAAUAAGCAAUAUUUCAGAAUACACAACAUUCGAAAUUCACAACAUCUGGAUUAAACAAGUUUUACUGUACUAUCUCCACCUCAGGCUAGAGUGUAAAGCUUUAAUAUACAUGUGUACUCAAUUCCAUGUGUGCUUUUUAAAAAAAUCAUUGAAUGAACAUUAAAUGUUGAUUUAUUAUUAAGGUCAAGGUACAGGUUGUAAACUCAUUAUUUCUUAACAUUUUGUUUACUGAGAAAUUAAGAUACACCAAGUUAAUCCAAAUGAAUGCCAAUCUUGUAUGUGCUCUUUCAUUAUACACCACUCUAUUGAAAUCUCAGGGCCCACACAAGAAUUAGUAAUGAAAAAGAACCUGAUUGAUUAUCCUCCGCUAUCUAUUACAGACAUUACUCACCAGUAAUCCUUCAUUUCUGCUUUAAACAGAACACUUAGAUACUAAGGACAUCCAUUGAGAGCAUAAUAGACAUAAACAAUAAGUAUUUUAUUGCAGUUGUUGAUAAUUUUUUAUUAUUCAGAUGUGAAACUGCUUGAUAAAAUUAAUAUUCAUUUGUUGCGAUACAUUAUCAUGUUUUUAGUAAUUAUUUCAUUUAUGUACAUGUACAUAGUCUGCCGUGUUUUUUGCUUCAUGUGCUUUUUAUGGGAGAAUUCCGUCCACGUUGUUUUAGGUCAACCAUCACUUCCAUUUUCCUUCUGUCUAUUUAAUUUUAAGGCACAAAAUGAAAAUUUUCUUGUUUGAGUUGCACAAUUUGGGGGCCCUUAUCUCAAAAAAAAAUCUUACGACUAAGAUUAAAAAUUGAUAACUGCGUAAUUUUUUGUUCAAUAAUUUUUUUUUUUUUUUUUGUAAAAUAUUUACAAUGUUAUAUAAUUAAAUAGAAAUAUAAGAUUUUGGGUGACUUACUACAACUAAGAUACUACUUAGAGAAAGGGAAAAUAUUUAUCCUAGUUCUAAGAUUUUUUGUGAAAAUGAAUUAAAAAGCACAGAAACUGAAUAGCAGUUACUUUUACUGUCUCAAGAUCUAAACCCAUCUCCACAGUCAUUUAAUACCUGUAUUACUGAAAUCUAACUCUGUACAGUAUUGCUAUAGAAAUUAUCCUCUUUUUUUCUUUUUUUUAAGCUUAGUUUCUUAUGGCAUUUUUGAUCUUAGCUAAUCAUUUGACAGUAUCCUGGUCUUUUGUAGAUUUUAGAGACCAGAGAAACAUUCCAAACUAUAUUUUAAAUUAUGUAAAUAGUACUUAAUUUAUUGACAAAAUGUGCCACACAUUCAUCAAUGUUGAAUAAUCAUGGUAAAUAAACAGUUACCAUCCACAAA
This is a messenger RNA of Saccostrea echinata, 4040 nucleotides long. Its product is annotated as serine/threonine-protein kinase Nek7-like. Gene Ontology annotation, molecular function: protein kinase activity; ATP binding. The record is from RefSeq and is a predicted model, not a curated record. The coding region runs from base 71 to 1222 and encodes 383 amino acids. NCBI's taxonomy places the organism in Eukaryota, Metazoa, Mollusca, Bivalvia, Ostreida, Ostreidae. The transcript has 10 exons. Gene Ontology annotation, biological process: protein phosphorylation.